AUGGCUGUCUCAAGGGCUCCAGCACACGACUCGGCUCGUCAGAGGAUGGUCUGGCUGUUUCCACUUGUCUUCUGCCUCGGCACAGGGAGUGAUGUUCCACAAAGCAGCUCAAACCCCCGACUCAUGAAUGGCAUUCUAGGGGAGUCUAUAGUUCUUCCUCUAGAGCUUCCAGCAGGAAAGAUAGCCAGCGUCAUCGUCUGGAGUCACAAAGAAGCAUUGCAGGGCACUAUAAUGUUCAUCAUCCAACUAAAGGAGCCCGAAAAGCCAAAUAUCAUUAACGCUAAUCGAGAGAAGGAGAAGAGACUGAAUAUCACCCAGUCCUACUCCUUGCAACUCAACAACCUUACAAUGGCCGACACGGGGUCAUACACUGCACAGAUAACCACAGAAGACACUGAACCGACCAUCUUCAGAUAUACUCUGAGGGUCUUUGAACGACUAAGUAACUUAGAAAUUGCCAACCAUACUCUCCUGCUAGAGAAUGGCACCUGCCAGAUGUACCUGGCCUGCACUGUGAAAAAUUCAAAUCAGACUGUCUCAUUCGAGUGGCAAACCACGGGAAACAUCUCUUUAAGGGAACCAAAUGUCACUAUCUCUUGGGACCCGAGGAAUUCCAGCAACCAGACUUACAUCUGCAGAGCCGAGAAUGCUGUCAGCAAUUUGUCGGUCUCUGUCUCUACCCAGAGUCUCUGCAAAGAUUUAACUAAUCAACCCUGGACUAAAGCACAGCUUACAGCUAUAAUUUCAAUACCCAUGGUUGUAGUUAUUCCCGUCUUUCUGUACAUGUGCAUAUAUCUUUGGAAGAGAAGAAGAGGUUCUCUUCCUCUGACUCGCCAACAUCCAGAUUCCUCCCAGAGCUCAGAUACUCCCGGCUCUCCUGGGAACACAGUGUAUGCACAAGUCAGUCACCCGAUGCAGGAAAUGAAAAUCCAAAAUCCUAUAAAAAAUGACUCCAUGACAAUUUACUCCAUAGUUAAUCACUCCAGAGAGCCCGUUUCUCCUAGGCUGAAUACUCUUAAGGACAUCAAGUAAGUUGGUGAAAGACUUUAAAGAAAGCCAAGCAGAACACACCUCCUGAUCCCUUGGAAGAGCACAGAAAAGAAGCCUGUUUUCCAACCGGCAAUGGGAUCCAGAUACCCAGGGUGAUCACUUCAGACUUGAUCCUCCAUACACAUGUCAGACGCUUCAGGAGUGGCAGGAUCUGUAGAGACAUAACCCCAAAAUUGCUUUCCAAUCAAAUCCAGGACAAAUCCUGCUUUGGAUAACAUACCCACGUGCUGCUUCCUCUCUGAUAACUAAACGAUCAGACUUUCGAUGGACAGAUCAUGAUUCAGCAAGGAAUUGUUUCUCCUCUAGAAGGCAGCAGGAUGCGAUUGGCUUGUAGAAAGAGCAUGGUGUUUGGCUAAAUGUGUAGCAUCUGGCAUUGGAUGGGCCCACACACAUGCCCUGACAAAUCAUUUACUUAGACAGGCCUCCUGGGGUAAUUCCUAUGUUCUUGGACUUUUAAUCUCAUAGCCAAGAAUAAGAGGAGGAUAGCGAUACACCGGUUCCAUUGCUCACACCAGGAAUCUAAGCCAUACCUGACUACGGUUUAAUCACCAAGCACUUGAGACUCUACCUCCAAAAUAUAUUAAA
Molecule: messenger RNA, 1635 nt
Organism: Rattus norvegicus (Norway rat)
Lineage: Eukaryota; Metazoa; Chordata; Mammalia; Rodentia; Muridae
Gene: Slamf6
Product: SLAM family member 6
Exons: 8
Coding region: 1-1032 (343 amino acids)
Cellular component (GO): membrane
Source: RefSeq, marked provisional